CGCCCGAGUUCCCCGCCGGUGCCGUGAGCUUGAUCUCGCGAGAUGAUGGGUCCUCCGAAGGUACAAACUUGCCCCUUCGCUAAGCGCCGAGGUUUUGCGGUCAAAUUCCGGAGUGCGGAAGUGGCUCUGUGGUGCCACCUCUAAACACCCAGAAGUCAACCCCCUUUGUCAACGGAACGCUAGGCCUCCGACCGCUAUGGAUGGGCAGCAAGGGCAACAAAGCCACGCGACGUUGGCACUCGCCCAAGCUCACUUCGAGAAGGGCGACUACGCCGAGGCCGAGGCGCUGUACUCCGCUUUCAUUCGCCAGUGCGCCUGUGCAGGCUCCGUGGGAUCGGCGCCCGGCAGCAAAUGCAGCCCUGAGGAUUUGGCUACUGCCUACAACAACAGGGGGCAAAUCAAAUACUUCAGGGUUGAUUUUUAUGAAGCCAUGGAGGACUACACAUCGGCCAUACAAGUCCAACCCACUUUCGAAGUUCCGUAUUACAACAGAGGGUUGAUACUGUAUAGGCUGGGAUACUUUGAUGAUGCUUUGGAAGAUUUCAAGAAGGUAUUAGACUUAAAUCCUGGAUUUCAAGAUGCUGCUUUGAGCUUAAAACAGACUAUUCUAGACAAAGAAGAAAAACAAAGAAGAAAUCAUUGAAAAAAUUUUUGCAAGUUUUAACUUACUUAAAAUAUUGACUCAUGACCCUUAUAA
This is a messenger RNA of Lutra lutra (Eurasian river otter), 697 nucleotides long. RefSeq names its product tetratricopeptide repeat domain 32 (gene TTC32). NCBI's taxonomy places the organism in Eukaryota, Metazoa, Chordata, Mammalia, Carnivora, Mustelidae. The record is from RefSeq and is a predicted model, not a curated record. Gene Ontology annotation, molecular function: protein binding. The coding region runs from base 197 to 643 and encodes 148 amino acids. The transcript has 3 exons.